Molecule: messenger RNA, 963 nt
Organism: Symbiodinium pilosum
Lineage: Eukaryota; Dinophyceae; Suessiales; Symbiodiniaceae
Source: the annotation of a GenBank genome assembly
AUGCCUAGCAAGGAGAAGCUCGCGAGGAAGACUAAGUACUUCAACAAGCUGAUUGACCUUUGCGUCAACUCCCCCAAUGCCCUCCUUGUCGGUGUCGACCAUGUGGCCUCCAAGCAGAUGCAGGACAUUCGCAUCGAACUCCGCGGCCGAGCAGUCGUCCUCAUGGGCAAGAACACCAUGAUCCGCAAAGCCCUGGAGAUUGGUCAUGAGCAGCACCCAGAGGCCGGCCUGGACAAGCUGCGUGCUGCCAUCUAUGGCAACCGAGGCUUCAUCUUUGCCACGAACUGCACUUUGGAUGACAUCCGCGAGUGCCUCGCUAAGCACACGCGCCAGUCUGCUGCCAAAGCUGGCCAGACGUCCAUCGUUGAUUGGUUCAUCCCUUCCGGCCCGACGGGUAUGGACCCCUCCCAGACGGCAUUCUUCCAGGCCCUGAACAUCGGUACCAAGAUUGUCAAGGGUCAGAUCGAGCUGGUCUCUGAUUUCAAGAUCUUGGCGCAGGGCGAGAGGGUAUCUGCAAGUGGAGCAGUCUUGCUUGGCAAGCUGGGCAUCAAGCCCUUUGAGUACAAGAUCGAGGUCCUGGAGGUCUUCCAGGAUGCUGCAGUCUUCAGCGCAGCAGUCUUGGACAUGUCGGAAGCGCAGUUGAUCACCAAGUUCCUCGCUGGUGUUGCAAACAUGGCAGCUUUCAGCCGCGAGGUCGGCAUCCCCACGGAGGCUGGACUGCCCCACGCCUUUGGCAACGCCUUCCGAAAUGUUGCGUCCCUCAUCGCCGACAUCGACUUCACCUUCAAGGAGGUCGAGGAGGUCAAGACGUUCCUGGCGGACCCGGAGGCCUACGCUGCAGCCAACCCCGUGGCCGCUGCACCGGCCGCGGCCGGCGGCGGCGGAGAGGCCAAGAAGGAGGAGAAGAAGGCCGUGGUAGAGGAGGAAGAGGAGGAGGAGAUGGACUUCGAUCUCUUCGGCUAA